Salarias fasciatus (jewelled blenny) is the source of this 3194-nucleotide messenger RNA. RefSeq names its product transmembrane protein 200A (gene tmem200a). The transcript is spliced from 6 exons. NCBI's taxonomy places the organism in Eukaryota, Metazoa, Chordata, Actinopteri, Blenniiformes, Blenniidae. Bases 487 to 2115 code for a protein of 542 amino acids. The record is from RefSeq and is a predicted model, not a curated record.
GGAUGGAGCGACCCCCACUCUCUUUUUCCCGACUCUGAGGAAUAAAAACGCACACUUUUCUUUCUGGAUAAUACUAUAUUGCUUUUUUUGAAGCUUUCCUUUGACAUUUUCCUUCAGCAUUUCUUCCUUAAAACCAAGUUUGGAGCGUAAAUUCCAGGAUAGCGCGAGUUUUACGCAUUACAGUGGAUCAUCCGAGAAGAACCUCAGCGCCAGCCUCAACAUUACAUGCUUGCCAUGAGGAGUUAAAAGCGAUUUUUCAAGCUCCGGGUGUUAUUACAGACAGGCUUCUCCCACCGAAAGCUUGCAUGGGAGCUGCACCGCGGGCUGCCGUCCUCGUUUUCUGCGGCGCAGCGUCUGAGUGGAAGCAGCCUUCAAAGCGGAAGAUGGCUCUUCACCUCCCCCCGGGUCACGGCCUCAUCCUCCUGCACGUCUGAUGGCACCCUGGCUGUGAAAAAAAAAAAAGUCCGCUUUUUGUGACGGUAAAGCAUGACCGCAGCAGCAGGUGUGCUGACAGGCUUGGCCAAGCUAAAGCGCCAAGACUCGGCCCGCUCUCAGCAUCGGCCCUUCCCCCCAGGAUCUCCAGGGCUCGGAAACACCAGCACCGAGCCCGCACCCAGGAAGCGGAAGCGGCGGACGGAUGUCGUGGUGGUGCGGGGCAGGCUCCGCCUCUACUCGGCCUCCGGGUUCUUCCUCCUGCUUGGAUUAGUGGUUUUGGCCAUCGGCAUCGGCAUGGCAACGCUGGGUUAUUGGCCUCACAGCGAAACCAAGUCAAAGACUGACACGGCCGCCGCCAGCGCCAACACGAGCCGGGAAGUGCAAGGGGCCCCGUCGAAGCAGACCGACGGGCCUGUGACGCGCUUCCUGGAGCAGCAUCUUCACUCCGAGCGCAUGAAGAUGCUCGGCCCCUUCACCAUGGGCAUCGGGAUUUUUAUCUUCAUUUGUGCUAACGCCAUACUCCACGAAAACAGAGACAGAGAAACUAAGAUAAUCCAUAUGAGAGACAUGUACUCCACAGUCAUCGACAUCCACCGCCUGAGGCAGAAGGAGCAGAAGCACCAUCACCGCGGCAGCACCUGUGUGAGAGAAGCCGGCGACCUGCGAUGCUUCGGAGGAGACACGGCGGCCCGGUUAGCAGGAAACUCCCUCCUGGCGUUCUCGUCCCGGGCCGGGAGCGUCGCCGCGGAGGAGGAGGAGGUGCUGCUGGGCGAGGAGGAGGCGCGCAGAGGUAAAGAGCAGGCCAGGCUGGACUGCAGCUUCGCGGGGCUGCUGGCGCCGCUCUACAGGGACCGGCCGUUCUGCGGCGCCGGGCUCGGCUUGACUCACUCGGAUUCGGUCCGCCACCAGUGGUCGGUGGACGGGGACGUGGAGAGAGGCGGGCACCACGCGCGCUCCAUCGUCUCCUCCUCCAUCUCCGCCUUCACCCUCCCCGUUAUCAAACUCAACAACUGCGUGAUCGACGAGCCGGAGAUGGAGGCGAUCACGGAGGAGGACAGAACAGCUGAGAGGAGGGAAGGGGAGAGGUCGCGACCUCUGAGCUCCAUGGAGUCUUUAGUGGUGCCUGUGGCCACCGUGGCCAAGGCCUCCAAACCGCCGGGUCUGCACCGCAGCAACUCCGCCUCCUCGUCCUCCCGCUGCUCCUCCUUCUCCUCGUCCUCGCUGUCGCCCGCCCCCUCCUCUACCUCAGGCUGCUGGCUUUCCCCCGGAGCGGCCAGGAGCGACUUCGGCUCCAACUCCUCGCUGCACAUGCUCAACAGCCACUCCAAAUCGCUGGACCUGGAGCGCGGGCCCAGCAUGCUGAGCGUGCGCCCGGAGCAGAGGAAGCACCCCAGCUGGCCGCGGCUCGACCGGAGCAACAGCAGCCGCAGCAGCGGCGGCGGCGGCGGCGGCGCCAGUGGCAGCAUUCGGGGGAGCAGCAAAGGCUACAUGAGGCUGGAGGACCGGGAGGAGCAGGGCGAGCGGCUUCUGGACGCCUCGCAGUCCCUGACAGCGAGGCGCGACUACAGCAAGCGGGAGAAGCUGCUCAUGAUAUCCCGCUCGCAUAACAACUUGAGCUUCGAGCACGACGAGUUCAACAGCAGCGCGCUGAAGAGAGGCAGCUCCGAGACUCGGUUCUGAAGGCGCGGAGCCGACGGGUGACGGCGCCUCUUUGGCGACGUGUAAAAUUGCUCUCGGGGCUGCGCGAGUGUACAGUUUGUGCUGGAACAAACUGACAAGUUGAGUGUGGUUUCAGACACUUCUACCAGCUGCAGGUGGGGGAGCAGUGGCCGUCGGACCGGCUGCUGCAGUCAGAGGUCCAGGCCGAGAGUCGGCGAGACAGGAAGCGCCUCCCGGCCCCGGUCAGAGGCGGACGUGUGUGCCUGACCCCGACCUUUGACUUCUGUGGAAGAAAGCAAGUGAAAGGAGGAGCCUAACCCUCCAGGCAUCAAUAAACCACAUCAUUAGUCUACUUCACACAGAAACAGGUCCGGCUGGACUUUGGAAGGAUCACAACCUGAGACUUAAUGAGCAAGGCCAUUAGAGCAGCGUCAGGAUCGGCUCCUCUCAAAGCGUUACAGGGUUUUCUGCUGCUGUAAGUCUGAAAUUUCUUUUGCAGUACCAAAGCAUAGAAGGCAACAGUGGAAAUAUGAUAAUACAUUUUUAUUUGUCCGGCACUUCGGUAACCAAAUUACGAAGUGCUUGACACUGCUGAGUUCUCAACAACGGAUACAAAACCUAAACUGAUUCACAACCAGCGUUAAGGGUACAGGAUGUAGUAAGUUUUCAGCACCUGUCCAGGUUUAACAAUCUAGCAUCCAGUUCAAUAGAAAAAAAAAAUACUGAUGGAGAUGUAACGGACCAAGACUUGAACUUUUAGAGAAAAUCUCACUGCCAAAACUGAAGUCCAGACCAACCGAGUCCCACUCUGACUCACUGCUGUCGCUGAAAUCACAAACGUGGCUUUACCGAAUUCUUUUUUACUAGCCUGAUGGAGGGCACUGUGUAAAUCUCCUGAUAUAUCGUCACAAAGAGGCUCCACAGGGCGUAGUAGGUAGUAAUGGUUUGUACGUGGUGGUUUCCGUGCGUUUGUAUCUGUUUGAUCGGACCGUCAAAGCCUCGGAGGCCACACAAAGAGCAGUCACACAAAAGCCAGUUACUACGACAUCAAUGCAACUCAGCUUGUUUUCAUCCAGAUGGUGGCCUGCAAAAAAAAAAAA